AUGGUACCAGCAGCUGCUGUGUUCAGUCUGAGAGUGCUAAUGGUGCUGAGGUUUAUGCAGGGAUUGGCAUUUUCUGGAAAUUUUGGAGCUAUUGGACUAAUUUGUGUUCGAUGGGCUGCACUUACUGAAAUGAGCAUUUUUCUUAGCAUUUUAACAAGCUUCACUCCUGUCUCUGCAGUUAUUACAAAUCCUGUAGCAGCUUGGAUGUGCAGAGACUACGGUUGGCCUAUGGCUUUUUACGCUCAUGCUGUGUUUGGCCUGAUAAUAUUCUUCCUGUGGGUACUGCUUUAUGUCGAUGACCCUCAAAAACACCACAUCAUUACGAAGAAAGAACUUACAUCCAUACAAGCAGGAAAAACCAAAGAGCAUGUUACGGGAGACAGCUUUGUUCCAUAUAAGGUGAAUCAUUCAAAUGCUUCGAUCUCAAAAGUCUACAUUUUUCAAGGAAAUAAUUUUGGACAGAGUGGUGUUAAUAGUCUGGUUUAAUG
Cylicostephanus goldi is the source of this 488-nucleotide messenger RNA. The record is from the annotation of a GenBank genome assembly. Lineage: Eukaryota; Metazoa; Nematoda; Chromadorea; Rhabditida; Strongylidae.